This is a messenger RNA of Coccomyxa subellipsoidea C-169, 168 nucleotides long. RefSeq lists its product as hypothetical. Bases 1 to 168 code for a protein of 55 amino acids. The transcript has 2 exons. The record is from RefSeq and is a predicted model, not a curated record. Gene Ontology annotation, cellular component: mitochondrion. NCBI's taxonomy places the organism in Eukaryota, Viridiplantae, Chlorophyta, Trebouxiophyceae, Coccomyxaceae.
AUGCACCCUCCUCUUCACGUCAGCAAACAUCCCUACUGCAAGAAGGAGAUCGAAGCUCUCGUGGGUUGCCAUUCUGAGCACGCUCUUGCAAAGUUUGUAGGAAAGUGCAAUCAGCAUAAAUGGGAUCUUGACGCGUGCUUCAGAAGAGAGAAAGCGUUGAAGAGGUAG